AAAAUCAGCACAAAACAAAAACACCUCCCUCUCUGUUCAUAGCCCUCACCACGAUCGCAGCUCCCUUCCACUCUCAAACCUCAACAAAACUCGAUCUUGAUCCCGAAUAGCUCGCAAAGUUUCGAUCUUUCUGUGAACCCACCUUCAAGAACAUGCCUCAAUCGUACACGCCCGCGUACUACUCGACGCUCCAUGAUUCCAUCACCUCUCUCUGCAAGACCAUACUUCCCUUCUCCUUCAAGAAGCGACGCUUGCCAUCCGCGGAGCACAAGCUCCAACAGAUGCAGUCUGACAACCUGAAGUGGCAGCAGGACUCUUUCCACCAGAUGCUCAACCUGAUGGGUCUCCACAAGGAAGGGAUUUUGGGUGAAAACGAGGUCUCGGCUUUUCGGUCCCACUUGCUAGAGACCCUCAUCGCCUCGCCGGUGUGUCACGAGCAUCCGACCAUACUGAGGGAUAAGUUGCUGUUCCUGCAGGAACUCUUGUAUGCCAAAUGUAUCACGGUGGAUCAGUACCACUCUUCGAAAAGGCCACUGCUGCAGAGACUUGCGGUUCAAGGAGCUGAGAUUGAUGCCAGAGAUGUCAUACUUGCUGGGCCAAAAGAGACAAAAGAGAAUUCUGAUGAAGAAUGGUCUGUCAUUGACUUGAAGGAUGAGAAUUCCAAGCUCAAUAAAGAGAACUUGCAGUCAAAGAACAAACCGAAGCAAAACUCGACUUUGAAGCAUAUUAAAGGAGCAGUUUCCGCUCUUAAUUUCGGAUCAUCUUACAAACCGAGCAAAAGCAAAGCCGAAAAAAGCAUAUUUGACACGUUCUCACAUAAUCUGAGCUCAUCAAAUUUCGACAUGUCUUCCUCUAACAAUGAAAACCCAUUCUGGGAUGGCCAUCUAAAGGAGAAAGAAACCGAAACAGAGUCAAUACUCAUGGCAGAAAGCUCGCCCCAAGAAUCUUUGAAGGAAAGUGGUGUGAGUAGCAAACAGAAGAGAAAACCAUUUAGGACUAUUUUUCAGAAAGAACAGAGGGAAGGACAUGGAGGUGACAACGGUAUUGGUACUGAAAGUGAGGAGAGAUCGUCAAAAUCAGCGAAGAAGCAGUGGGGUUUUGAAGGAUUCAAGAAAUGGAAGAGACACGAUUCAGAUGACGAGACCGCUCCUUUGUCACUUAAUGAAAGGUCAUAUAGUGAAGCUUAUGCAUGCAUCGGUGAGGGACCUGAUACUAAGCAGAUUAAGAGAAAGUUGCUUUCGGAUGGUUCCCCAUCGGAUUUCUUUAUUGAUAAGGUUUUGGGUGAUAAUAUAAAGAAGGAGCUGUCUCGUAUUCAAACAGAACUAGGCACCACAAACCCCACGAUGAAGUUCUCAGAUGAACAGAUUGAAGCCAUUUCAACUAAGCUUCCUGUGGACAAGGCUGAUCUGAAAAAAUUCUUCCCUAGAUCAUGGUGUGAUCAAUACGGGGAUCUGGUGCUCGACGUGGUGAAAAAAGAGUUCAAGGAUCACGUCGGGGAGAUGGAGAAGUUGAGAAAUGCUGCAAGAGAAAGACACAACCACUCAAACCGAUGGACGACAUUUGAUGACGACGAGAAUUGUCACCCAAAUCUUUUUGCUGCAAAUAAGGAUUACUCGUUGCCUCAGAACCAACCAUUUGAUGCUAACCGCUUCGAAGAAAACCCUUUCUUUCAGAACUACGCUGAAGGAUAUGGACGGAAGUACUAGGCCGAGAGUGGAUUCUGCUCUGUGCAAGGAAUCGACUAUGUUCCGAAUAGGAGUCAUGAAAUCUCGGGUUCAGAAAAAAAGCAAGGAGACCUUGUCUAUACUCUUCAACCAGUUCUUAUGAUCCAUGGGGAGUGUUACCAUUGCUCCCAGUAGUAUAUGUUGUAUUAGCUGUUGUAAACUGAUAGAAGAAAUCUGUUCUUCAAGAAAAUUCAAUUUCUUAU
Rhodamnia argentea is the source of this 1927-nucleotide messenger RNA. RefSeq lists its product as uncharacterized. The transcript has 5 exons. The coding region runs from base 153 to 1706 and encodes 517 amino acids. The record is from RefSeq and is a predicted model, not a curated record. Lineage: Eukaryota; Viridiplantae; Streptophyta; Magnoliopsida; Myrtales; Myrtaceae.